ACUUUGUAGAUCUUGUGACGUCCGCUCGUCUUCGCCCCGCACGCCAUCUAUCCUCGAGAAACAGAGCCACCGAGAAAAUCAUUUCUAAUAGUAAUAAUACAUUCAUCUCGUCUCAUACGCACUCUUAUCACUAUUCAUUUCGCGUGCUUCGAUCGUGCGGGAAGAGAGAGAAAGAUCGAGAGAGAGAGAGAGAGAGAGAGCAGAGAGCGGGAACUCUGAUUCUUUUGGUUCGUGUCGAAGAGCGAGGGAGAGAGAGAGGGAGAGAGAGAGGAGAGAGAGCAGAGAGAGAGAGACUAGAGAGCGAGCAUGGCGAGCGAAGUAGACAAGGACAAGGUUGAGCAGCCUGAGGAGGAGCAUAGAGAUGACGUCGUUUCCAUCGAGCUUCCAGCUCCCAAAGGCUGGACGAAGCUGUAUACCCCGAAGAAAACUGGAACCCCUCGGAGGAAUGAAAUUGUUUUUAUUACACCAACUGGUGAGGAGAUAAAAAAUAAGAGACAUUUGAAUCAGUUUCUCAAAUCUCACCCAGGAGGCCCUGCUGCCUCUGAAUUUGACUGGGGGACAGGUGAUACUCCAAGGCGUUCUUCAAGAAUAAGUGAGAAAUCAAAGGCAACAGAGACACCAGAAAGCGAGCCUCCAAAGAAAGUGCGAAAGAAAUCAAGUUCAAAGAAGGGCUCAGAAGAGAAAAAGGUUGAUACUGAUGGAGAUGAUGAGGUUGGAGAAGAUAAAACUGAUGAAGCAGCAAAAACUAGUGAUGUAGAAAUGAAAGACGAGGAGGGGGGUGCAGUUGUAGGUGAGCAGAGUGAGGGCAAGAUUACUGCCAAGGCAGAUGUUACAGCUGUAAACACUGGGAAGGACUCGGAGCAGAAAACUGAGCAAAAGAUUGAUGACUUAAACAUUGAGAAACUGCAGAACCAGGACGAUACUAAUAUAGCUACUUCUGACAGAAAGGAAGAGCAGCAGGGUAGGAAUAGCUCGAUGCCAACUUGUGAGCCGGAGGAAAGGAAAGAGGAAGCUGAGAAACAGCCAAGUCCCAUGCUAGAAGAAAAGAAAGAAACUGAGAAACUGGUAGGGACUAUUAAUGAAGCUGAGAAAGAGGCAGCAAAGCAUAAAGAGCAUGCAGAAGCUCCUCCCCUGCUGCCGGUGCCCGAUGAAAUUGUAUCUUCUGAGAAAGAGGUUAAAGCUUCCGAGGGAACCUGUGUAAAUGUAGAGAAGGACCAUGCAGAGGGGACCAAAGCAGACGCCGACUCUAUUAAAGAAAUGUGUGCUGAGAAGCUGACCAAUGUGGGAGAAGUUAGACCAGAGAAAGGUAGCCUUAGUGAUGGGCAAGGCGUGGAGAAUCAUUCGACGGGGGUUGGGGAAGCGUAGCGUGACCAUCCCCAACAAAAAAAGGGUGCAUCCAAAAUUAGCUGUUGACAUGUUUUUAUUCUUAAAAAGAGGACUUUCCAUGUAUCUGUUUCAUAAUUUCUCCAUUUAUUUUGUCUUUUUGUUGUGUGUUGUUUUGUUGUGGGUUCAAUUAGAGGAUAUCUGACCAACAAGAUCUGUGUUGUAAUUGCGGCUAGAAUUUCUUACAGCAAUUAGAUGAUGUUGAUGUGCAUGCUGCCUAUAGGCGCAUUGUCAUCAUCUAUCAGUCGCUCAGUUCUGUGUGACAGUUUUAACUCAGUAGGCGCACAAUCCCCCUGUCAUUUACUA
Molecule: messenger RNA, 1689 nt
Organism: Malania oleifera
Lineage: Eukaryota; Viridiplantae; Streptophyta; Magnoliopsida; Santalales; Ximeniaceae
Product: methyl-CpG-binding domain-containing protein 11-like
Exons: 3
Coding region: 307-1365 (352 amino acids)
Molecular function (GO): DNA binding
Source: RefSeq, a predicted model, not a curated record